AGAUGGACUGGCUGUGGUUUCAAACAUGUCUGUAAAUAAAUGCCUGAGAUUAAUUUGCCUUGUUAUUGCAUCGAUUGUUGCUCAAACUAUCCGUUCGUGUUUGGAUGAGCUGCCUGGCUUCCCCAGAACACAGAUUGGUUUUAUUACUUUUGACAGUACAAUUCAUUUUUACAACAUGAAGUCAUCUCUUGAGCAGCCUCAGAUGAUGGUAGUUUCAGACCUGGAUGAUAUAUUUGUCCCAUUGCCAGAUGAUCUCCUUGUCAACCUAUCUGAAUCAAGAAAUGUGGUUGAAACGUUCCUGGAUAGCUUGCCGUAUAUGUUUCAGGACAAUGUGAAUGUGGAAUCUGCUUUUGGUCCCGCAGUUAAGGCGGCAUUCAUGGUUAUGAGUCAACUUGGAGGAAAGUUGCUAAUUUUCCAGAACACAUUGCCUUCCCUGGGAGUUGGACGCUUGAAGUUGCGUGGCGAUGAUCUUCGUGUCUAUGGAACUGAUAAGGAACAUAUAUUGCGAUUACCUGAAGAUCCCUUCUACAAGCAAAUGGCGGCUGAUCUCACAAAAUUUCAGAUAGGGGUUAAUGUUUAUGCUUUCGGGGACAAAUACACCGACACGGCUUCCUUAGGAACCCUGGCAAAGUAUACUGGAGGUCAGUAUUAUUACCCGAACUUCCAAUCAGGUAUUGACGGUGAGAAACUGAGGCAUGAAUUAGCCAGAGAUCUUACUAGGGAGACAGCCUGGGAGGCAGUUAUGCGCAUAAGAUGUGGAAAAGGAAUUCGAUUUACUACCUAUCAUGGGAACUUCAUGCUGAAGUCCACAGAUUUAUUAGCUCUUCCGACUUUAGAUUGUGAUAAAGCAUAUGCAGCGCAGUUAUCUUUCGAGGAGACAGUGCUGACGACUCAGACAGUAUAUUUCCAAGUUGCUUUAGUAUAUACUUCAUCCUGCGGAGAGAGGCGCAUUAGAGUGCAUACGGCAGCUGCCCCUGUUGUUACAGAUCUAGGGGAGAUGUACCGACAGGCCGACACUGGUGCCAUUGUUUCUUGUUUUUGUUUUGCAGAAAUCGAGAAAACUUUGACCAGUAAGCUUGAAGAUGCUAGAAAUUCUUUGCAACUAAGGAUUGUAAAAGCGCUCCGAGAGUACCGCAAUCUCUACUCUGUGCAGCAUCGCUUGGGAGAGAGGAUGAUUUGUCCAGAAUCUAUGAAGUUUUUGUGUUUGUAUGGAUUAGCACUCUCUAAAUCAGUACCUCUAAAAGGAGGAUAUGCUGAUGCUCGACUCGAUGAACGUUGCUCAGCAGGUUUCACCAUGAUGGCACUGCCUGUUAAAAGGUUGUUGAAGCUUUUAUAUCCUAGCUUGAUUCGAAUCGAUGAGUAUCUUUUGAAGCCAUCCGCUCAAUCUGGCGAUUCCGAAAACAAUACGAAGGGAUUGCCUUUGGUUGCAGAAAGCCUAGAUUCAAGAGGCCUAUAUUUAUACGACGAUGGCUUCCGGUUUGUUAUAUGGUUCGGUAGAAUGCUUUCGCCUGAUAUAGCUAGGAAUUUACUGGGGGCAGAUUUUGCAGCAGAAUUAUCCAAGGUUACCUUUAGUGAGCACGAUAAUGAAAUGUCAGCAAGGCUGGUGAGGAUAUUGAAGAACCUAGGAGAGGAUGACCCUUCACAUUAUAGGCUUCCUUAUCUCGUAAGACAAGGCGAGCAGCCGAGGGAAGGUUCGCUGCUGCUCGUAAAUCUUCUCGAGGACCAGAUGGGUGGUACCAGUGGUUACGUUGAUUGGUUAACACACAUACACCGGCAAGUCCAGCUAAAAGCAUGAUAAAUACAGGUGAAUUUUAGAGGUUGCUAAAUUUAGUAUCGUCAUCCUCAGCUUAGUGCGACGAUUACUCUAAUUCCGGCCGCAUAUACGGCCCCGUUCGACCUCCCAGUGUUAACAGUCUCCGAGCUCGGGCCUUCUUUCAAUGGAAAACAUUAGUUGAAAUGCUUCCGACUACUUCAAUUCCGCAGGGGCUCAUCGAAUUGUGGUUCUGUUCGUGUGUACCGGACGUCGCGGAUUCGUAGUUAAUCCGGGGAAUCCCCUCAGAAUACAUGGAACAUGUUAACCUGAAGAUUUGGUUGAUUACAAGAACCAAUAAGCAGGUGACCAAAUUAAGUGUAUAGACACGUAUUUUCGU
Messenger RNA from Hibiscus syriacus, 2150 nucleotides. RefSeq names its product protein transport protein Sec24-like At3g07100. NCBI's taxonomy places the organism in Eukaryota, Viridiplantae, Streptophyta, Magnoliopsida, Malvales, Malvaceae. Gene Ontology annotation, biological process: intracellular protein transport; COPII-coated vesicle cargo loading; endoplasmic reticulum to Golgi vesicle-mediated transport. Gene Ontology annotation, cellular component: COPII vesicle coat; endoplasmic reticulum exit site. Gene Ontology annotation, molecular function: zinc ion binding; SNARE binding. The record is from RefSeq and is a predicted model, not a curated record.